UUUUUUUUUUUUUUUGCUUUUUUUUUUUUUUUUUUACAUGGUUCAGGACUGGAGUGGUGUGACCCGCCUCACAGACUCUUGGUGUCCAUGGUCAGUGGCUUCUUUGCAGUGUUUGCAGAGCUUCUGUUGCCAGGGCUUGCUGUGCUUUGUCGCGAUUGGCCUGUACUUCAGGCUGUUGCCACAUUGCCCCUGCUGCUACUACUUUCUUAUUGGUGGUGUGCUUCAUUGUUCCCAGAAUCUCCUCGUUGGCUCAUAGCUACAUCUCAGAUUUCUCAAGCAAAGAAGUGUCUCCAGUCUUUUUCAGCACGAAAUGGCAUGUGUGUUAGUGAUGAGCUCUACCCUGCCGAAACACUGCUGUCAGAGAUAGACGAGGUAUUCCCUGAAGACAAGCAGCCAGAGUAUCAUCAUGUUGUAGAGUUGCGUCACACCAGAGUCAUCUGGAAGAACUGCCUCAUCUUGGGCUUUACUCUUUUCAUUGGCACAGGAAUCCAGUACUGCUUCACGCGAAACCUGCAUAUCUACUCUCCACACUUCUACUUCAGCUAUUUUCUGCGUGUGCUGACCGGAGCUCUGGCCUGCAUCUUCCUGUGUGUGUCUGUGGACCGCUUUGGCCGCAGGGGGAUACUGCUGCUGGCAGCUAUAGUCACGGGUCUGUCCUCACUGCUGCUGCUGGCCCUCACACAAUACCUGCACGGAGGGCUUGUUCUAGUUCUGUCUGUGGUGGGUCUCCUCUCGUCUCAGGCUUUGGCCAUGCUCAGUGUGUUCUUUGGCAGUGAAGUCAUGCCAACAGUUGUCCGUGGUGGUACACUGGGUCUGAUCAUGGCCGCAGGCUGCGUGGGAAUGGCUGCUUCCUCUCUAAUGGAGCUCCAGAAUAACGGCGGCUAUUUCCUCCAUCACGUGAUCUUUGCCUCCUUCGCCGUUCUCUCUGUCCUGUGCAUCAUGCUGCUGCCAGAGAGCAAACACAAACCUCUGCCGGACUCGCUUAAAGACGGAGAGCGGCAACGGCGUCCUCCUCUCUUCCUCUCACGCAUCAACCGGGACAACCCACCCUUACUGCGCAUGCAGCUGCAGAGCUCCGAUUACAGCCGGGAAAAUUACUCACGUCUCGUCACAGCCACCAAAAAGAUGAUCACCAAAGAUGCUCUGCCUUACAAGAUCUCCAUUUCGCCAACAAGCUCCUCUACUGUCCAGUAAUGGCACUGCUCCAGACGCCAGUGAAGACUCGUCCUAGCAUUUCACCAAAGCUGUUUUUGACAUGCAGGACUUCAUCUCAUAGCAUGACCAAUUUGGUCAACGCGUCUUUUCCAAGGGAAGACAUCGCUUUGUGCUUAAAAUGUGGAGUCUGUUCAGUAUAUGGUUGAGGAAUGGUAAAGUGUUCAGUUUUUUUGUGACUUCGUACAUUUAUUUUUUAUUGUUCAGGAACCCAAACUCUAUGCACAGAUGUUGCUGGGAGACUCUGUCCAUAGGUUUAUAUGCUUAAACAUCAUGUCACUCCUUUAUGUUUGAAUGAAGUUUAAGAUUUACCAUACCCACUAAUAGUCAGCAGAGAGCCAUCGCAUGUCCACUUAGUGGGAUCAUCUCAUGCCUCUCAUUAGUGUAGUAUUGUGACUAAAACAUAAAAACUUCCUUAACAUCACUGACUGGUGAUUCACUGAGAGCUGCUAAAACAUCCACUCUAUCCUAGUUGUAUUUCCUCAGAGUGGAAUGAAUUGCACUCAAUGACACCAGAAUCACUAGGGAAUCGUAUACUGUUCAGAAUGUUGGAAUGAGAUUUGUUUCUGUGGAAUGGUAGCUCAUCUCAUUUCCUCCGUGUGUAGAGUUUUGUCGCAUCACAUUUCUAUAUUUCAACUGUUUUGUCUAAAUGUCACGUUGUGUGUUGUUUUUCAUGUCGAUCAGAGCUACAACUGAACCAAACCUGGCAAAGCAAGGGAACGGUGUUUGUCAUUGUUUUUGCUAUUUCUAUCCUAUUUUUAUUGCAUGUUUGAAAUUAAAAUAAACUGUAUAUUGUACCAA
Messenger RNA from Carassius carassius (crucian carp), 2013 nucleotides. Its product is annotated as putative solute carrier family 22 member 31. The record is from RefSeq and is a predicted model, not a curated record. Gene Ontology annotation, cellular component: membrane. Bases 88 to 1194 code for a protein of 368 amino acids. Lineage: Eukaryota; Metazoa; Chordata; Actinopteri; Cypriniformes; Cyprinidae. Gene Ontology annotation, molecular function: transmembrane transporter activity. Gene Ontology annotation, biological process: transmembrane transport. The transcript has 6 exons.